Molecule: messenger RNA, 928 nt
Organism: Capsaspora owczarzaki ATCC 30864
Lineage: Eukaryota; Filasterea; Ministeriida; Capsasporidae
Exons: 2
Coding region: 42-536 (164 amino acids)
Source: RefSeq, a predicted model, not a curated record
UGUUUUUAUCAAAACUCCCAUUCAAAGUCAAAAACACUAUCAUGGCAAACAACGAUCAGCUCAAGAGCAAGUUGCUGCGAUGGACGUUCGCGUUGGCCGUCGUCCAGAUGGUUGUCGGCUGCGUCUGGUGCUUCCUGGCGCCAGUCAAGGGCGAGCCGUCGCUUAUCAAGAGCUACGCCGCGUUCCGUGGAACCCAUCACCAGUACACGCAUCAGGCAGAGUGGACGGCUGCGGUGGCAUUCAUCUUCCCGUAUCUGGAGCUCUCGCCCGGAUUGCUGUGGUUGACGUUCGUGCUGCUCCAGGUCGGCACCUGGACGAAUCCGAUUGCGUACAGCAUCAUGGCGCUCACCGGGAUUGGUCAUGACAUGGUGGCGGGUGCCUUUCCCGACCUCGGCCGCAGCGAGCCCGUUUCGUCGGUCGUCGAAGGGACGCUCAAGUUGUGCGCAGUCACCUUCCUUGCCUCGUGCGUCCUCAUUCUGAUUGGGGUUUCGCGUUAUCGCUUCCGUGCGCCUGCUUCCGCGGACAAGACCAAGUAGUCGGUCCUGUUUGUGCACCAACCCUUGCUCACAAUCUCAACACAAGUCCAUUGCCCAAGUGCUGUAUUUCAGUUACGGCCAUAUCUGGUGGAAUGCACCGCAUCCCGUUCCGCUCUGCGAAGUUAAACCACCAUGAGAGUAGUUAGUACUGCGGUGGGAGACCACGCGGGAAUACUGCUUGUUGUAACUCUUCUUUUUUUUGUUUCCUUUCUCUUUGCUUUCUUAUUUGUUUCGCUUCGUGUGUGAGUUUUUUUGUUUUUUUUUUUUGCUGCUGGUUUGACCAUUGUGUUGACUUGAAUAUUCUGAUCCUGCACCACGCUGAUCGAUCUGAACAAAUCUGAGCCGUCAUUUUGCCAAAUCAUUUCACUCUUCCUUUUCUUGUUUUUUUUUUU